CCGAAAAAAAACAUUAAGACCCACCCAAUAAUUGUGCUGGUGGUAACAUGAAUAAAACUGAAAGCCAGCCAGGAGAUCCACAGACAGCAAAGAAAACGGGAAUAUGUUAGGAUUUCAACCAAUUUAAUUCGGUGUUGGUGCAAGGCUGUGGAAUUGGAAACCUGUAGCUUCUACAUUGUCUGGUCAACGGGUUAAUACGUUGCAAGUGCCAUGGAUUGGGGAACAUUACAAGGUGUGCUCAGUGGAGUGAAUAAGUACUCAACUGGAUUUGGACGGAUCUGGCUAUCCGUAGUCUUCAUCUUCAGAGUCCUGGUUUACGUGGUAGCGGCAGAAAGUGUUUGGGGAGAUGAACAGAGUGACUUUGUCUGCAACACCUUGCAGCCAGGCUGCCCAAACACUUGCUACGACCACUACUUCCCCAUGUCGCACAUAAGAAUAUGGGCCCUGCAGCUGAUCUGUAUCACCACACCCUCUCUGCUGGUCGUCUUGCACGUGGCAUAUCGGAAAGAAAGGGAGAAAAAACAUAAGAUGAAACACGGAGAAAAUUGCACCCGACUGUACAAGAACACGGGGAAGAAGCAUGGCGGACUCUGGUGGACUUAUUUGAUGAGUCUCUUAUUUAAAACCGGGUUUGAAGCUGGUUUUUUGUAUGUUCUUCACAGCAUUUAUCAUCAAUUUUAUUUGCCUCGUCUCGUCAAGUGUUCCAUGUUCCCUUGCCCAAAUAUAGUUGAUUGUUUCAUUGCCAAGCCAACUGAGAAAAGGGUCUUCACGUACUUCAUGGUCGGAGGGUCGGGUCUUUGUAUUAUCCUCAACCUUUCUGAAAUAUUUUAUUUAGUUUUUAAACGAUGCUUUCAAGGUUGUAAAAAAACCAUCAAGAAAGAAGAGAUAAGCAUGUCUAAGAGAAGACGAAAUCUGAUUUUUCAAAACAGCAUUGAGAAGCAAAAUCCGGUUGAAUUUAACCAAAACAUUUAAAAAUGUCCUAAAUUAAUCUCAAAAUCAUUAUGAUGUGAUAUUUUGGAUCAGAUCAACCAUGAUAUUAUUGAAUGCUGAGCAAUCUUGAGAGGCUACAUGACUUGCUCCUGUGCCUGUCUCUAAUGUUCAUGAAUAAUACAUGCACUAUCCUGCUCUAUACCGUUUUAAAUGCUCUGUCAUAUUGACAAAAUAUAACGCGUACCUUUAA
This is a messenger RNA of Amblyraja radiata (thorny skate), 1180 nucleotides long. Its product is annotated as gap junction beta-3 protein-like. Gene Ontology annotation, biological process: cell-cell signaling. NCBI's taxonomy places the organism in Eukaryota, Metazoa, Chordata, Chondrichthyes, Rajiformes, Rajidae. The transcript is spliced from 2 exons. Gene Ontology annotation, cellular component: connexin complex. The coding region runs from base 211 to 972 and encodes 253 amino acids. Gene Ontology annotation, molecular function: gap junction channel activity. The record is from RefSeq and is a predicted model, not a curated record.